Messenger RNA from Durio zibethinus, 1312 nucleotides. Lineage: Eukaryota; Viridiplantae; Streptophyta; Magnoliopsida; Malvales; Malvaceae. The record is from RefSeq and is a predicted model, not a curated record.
UUCUCCACAGUUUAUAAUUAAUUAAUUAAUUAGUCAUUUAAUUUAAACCUAAAAAAUUAAAUAUAAUAAACCGCCGCUGGACGAAUGCCUUUUCCCUCACGUCUUUUUCUUUCGGUUUUUCCCCAAAGAAAGAAGCCCUAAACCCUAAAUUAAAGAAAAAAAAAAUCAGAAUUGAUAUCCAAGAAAAGGAUAAGAAGAGGAACAUCUUGUUGUCUUGAUCCAAACUGCGACGGAUUUCCUUGAUAAAGAUCGAAGAAAAUGUCAGAUAAACCACCUCCUAAACGAGAGUCUGUCGUCAUCCGAUCCGUUUGGUCCAAUAAUUUGGAGUACGAAUUCGAAUUAAUCAGAUCCAUCAUCGACGGCUAUCCGAUCAUUUCCAUGGACACUGAGUUCCCUGGCGUUGUCGUCAGACCAACUUCCCCCAGCGGCGGCCAAUACAUCCGGCCUGGUGACCCCACGGUGCAUUAUAAAAGCCUCAAAGCCAACGUCGAUUUACUCAAGCUGAUUCAACUCGGCCUCACUUUAUCGGACGAUGACGGAAAUUUACCAGAUCUUGGCACCGAAAACCAGUUUAUCUGGGAAUUCAAUUUCAAAGACUUCGAUAUCGCGAAUGAUGUCCACGCUCACGAUUCCGUCGAGCUUCUCCGUCGUCAAGGCAUAGAUUUUGAAAAGAACCGGGAAUUUGGGAUCGAGUCGGUCCGGUUCGCGGAACUGAUGAUGUCAUCGGGACUUGUCUUGAACGACGCCGUUACGUGGGUAACUUUCCACUGCGCGUACGAUUUCGGAUACCUCGUGAAAUGCUUGACAGGCGAGUUAUUGCGGGACCAACUCUCUGAGUUCUUGAACCUCGUGCGCUUGUUCUUUGGAGACAGAGUCUAUGACGUCAAACACUUGAUGAGGUUCUGUGCUGGAUUAUACGGAGGGCUGGAUCGUGCGUCUAAAGCACUGGGGGUUAAGCGCGCUAUUGGUAAGAGUCAUCAGGCCGGUUCCGACAGCUUGCUGACAUUGGACGCGUGGUUGGAGGUCAAGAAAAGGUAUUUCGGGAAGGGGGAUGUUGAGAAGUAUGCUAAUGUUCUUUAUGGUUUAGAAGUUGACUCCUCAUGAAUUUUAAUCAGCUUAUGUUGAUGUCUUCAAUCUUCAUGUUUCAAAGAAUCUCAUUGCAUUUGUAGAUUCUUUGCGCAAUUGUUUUUAGAUAGUUAGAUUUUUGUACACAUUUUAUGGGUUAUUGAUCAAUCAUCAAUAUUAAUACUAGUUCAGUGUAAUUCUUUCAAUUUCGCAUUCACAUCUGGCAAAUUUGUAUUCUUGUUUUAUA